Oncorhynchus masou masou (cherry salmon) is the source of this 4769-nucleotide messenger RNA. RefSeq lists its product as uncharacterized. The coding region runs from base 84 to 899 and encodes 271 amino acids. NCBI's taxonomy places the organism in Eukaryota, Metazoa, Chordata, Actinopteri, Salmoniformes, Salmonidae. The transcript has 4 exons. The record is from RefSeq and is a predicted model, not a curated record.
AUAAUUUUCAGCACAGCUUGUAUUAUCACUUUUGUCUGUGCUGAUUAAAGUCUAAUCAGGUAAUUAUUGUGGUAAAAAGGAAGAUGGCAAAGGUUUUGAUGACCUCAAAUUCAAAGAGAGAUUUGUGGAACAUUCUAAGUAUUGCCCUCAUCGCUGCAGGAGCCUGGGCCCAGACAGUUACCCAGAAACCUGAUGAGGUUGUGUAUAAACUGUCUCAGAAUGCCUCAAUGGACUGCCACUUCAUCCACACUCCAGACCAGCAGGUGGCAAAGAAUCCCAUUCUCUACUGGCAUAAAAUUACAAGUUUGACUCAAAUGACAAGACUGUGGCCUGAUCCAGAGUCACCGUACAAGGGUCGUGUGGAGGUUCUGGACAGUGACCGCAACUCACCGAACAGAUCUGUACUUCUGAAGAAUGUCCAGUGGGAGGAUAGCAGUGGAAAGUAUGAGUGUAAACUGUCUUAUAGGGCCGCCAAACAAGAUAAGAGGACGAAAGGGAGCGGCGUUAAGCUGUUGAUACAUGAUUUGAUGUACUUUGGGCUUGACCCUGAGAAUGAGACCCAACUCAUGUGUGCUGUGAAUGUUUCCCGGGAUGAUGGGUUUUUCUUAUCCUUGCUACAAGACGGAUCUAAAGUAUUCCAAAAGACCAUUGAUCCUCUUCACCCCAGCAUGUCACUGCCUGUUACCCUGUCUGUGAUCCUCCCCUUGGAGAAGGGAAAGAAUUAUGAGUGUCAAAUCCACCUGGGCUCCACUAUGAUAAUGAGCCAGCCCUUCGAACAGCCGCUUGAGACGCCAGAGAAGGUGCUUCCUGAACCAGUUUUCCUGUUCGUGGCCAUCCUCCUGGUCCCCAUCACCGUGCUUCUGACUCUGCUCACAGCCCUUCUUGUUCUAAGCAGAUAAGACAGGAGAUAGUAAGACUGACAAUGCCAGAUAUACAGUGCAUUCAGAACGUUUUAAUUUCACCUUUAUUUAACCAGGUAGGCUAGUUGAGAACAAGUUCUCAUUUGCAACUGUGACCUGGCCAAGAUAAAGCAUAGCAAUUUGACACAUAAAACAACAACAGAGUUACGCAUGGAAUAAACAAAACAUACAGUAAAUACAGUAGAAAAAAAUUAAACAAAAGUCUAUAUACAGUGAGUGCAAAUGAAGUAAGAUAAGGGAGUUAAGGUAAUAAAUAGGCCAUGGUGGCGAAGUAAUUACAAUAUAGCAAUUAAACACUGGAAUGGAAGAUGUGCAGAAGAUGAAUGUGCAAGUCGUGAUACUGGGGCGCAAAGGAGCAAGAUAAAUAAAUAAAUACAGUAUGGGGAUGAGGUAGAUAGAUGGGCUAUGUACAGGUGCAGUGAUCUGUAAGCUGCUCUGACAGCUGAUGCUUAAAGCAAGUGAGGGAGAUGUGAGUCUCCAGCUUCAGUGAUUUUUGCAGUUCAUUCCAGGCAUUAACAACAGAGAACUGGAAGGAAAGGUGACCAAAGGACGAAUUGGCUUUGGGGGUGACCAGUGAGAUAUACCUGCUGGAGCGCAUGCUACGAGUGGGUGCUGCUAUGGUGACCAGUGAGCUGAGAUAAGGUGGGGCUUUACCUAGCAGAGACUUGUAGAUGACCUGUAGCCAGUGUGUUGGGCGACGAGUAUGAAGUGAGGGCCAACCUACAAGCGUACAGGUCGCAGUGGUGGGUAGUAUAUGGGGCUUUGGUGACAAAACGGAUGGCACUGUGAUGGACUGCAUCCAAUUUGUUGAGUAGGGUGUUGGAGGCUAUUUUAUAGAUGACAUUGCCGAAGUCGAGGAUCGGUAGGAUGGUCAGUUUUACGAGGGUAUGUUUGGCAGCAUGAGUGAAGGAUGCUUUGUUGCGACAUAGGAAGCCGAUUCUAGAUUUAAUUUUGGAUUGGUGAAAGUGAACAGUUUUUGUUGUGCAAAUGUAUUAAAAAUAAAAAAACGGAAUAUGCAUUUACAUAAGAAUUCAGACCCUUUACUCAGUACUUUGUUGAGCACCUUUGGCAAUGAUUUGGCAGCGAUUACAGACUCAAGUCUUCUAGGGUAUGAAGCUACAAGCUUGGGGAGUUUCUCCCAUUCUUCUCUGCAGACCCUCUCAAGCUCUGUCAGGUUGGAUGGGGAGUGUCACUGCUCAGCUAUUUUCAGGUCUCUCCAGAGAAGUUUGUUCGGGUUCAAGUCCGGGCUCUGGCUGGGCAACUCAAGGACAUUCAGAGGCUUGUCCCGAAGCCACUCCUGCAUUAUCUUGACUGUGUGCUCAGGGUCAUUGUCCUGUUGGAAGGUGAACCUUCAACCCAGUCUGAGGUCCUGAGCAAUCUGGAGCAGGUUUUCAUCAAGGAUCUCUCUGUACUUUGUUCCAUUCAUCUUUCCCUUGAUCCUGACUAGUCUCCCAGUCCCUGCCACUGGAAAACUUCCCCACAGAAUAAUGCUGCCACCACCAAGCUUCACCUUAGGGAUGGUGCCAGGUUUCCUCCAGACGUGACGCUUGGCAUUCAGGCCAAAGAAUUCAAUCUUGGUUUCAUCAGACCACAGAAUCUUGUUUGUCAUGGUCUGAGAGUCCUUUAGAUGCCUUUUGGCAAACUCCAAGCGGGCUGUCAUGUGCCUUUUACUGAGGAGUGGCUUCCGUCUGGCCACUCUACCAUAAAGGCCUGAUUGGUGGAGUGCUGCAGAGGUGGUUGUCCUUCUGGAAGGUUAUCCCAUCUCCACAGAGGAACUCUGGAACUCUGUCAGAGUGACCAUCAGGUUCUUGGUCACAUCCCCGACCAAGGCCCUUCUCUCCCGAUUGCUCGGUUUGGCCGGGUGGCCAGCUCUAGGAGAAGUCUUGGUGGGUCCAAACUUCUUCAAUUUAAGAAUGAUGGAGGCCACUGUGUUCUUGGUGACCUUCAUUGCUGCAGACAUGUUUUGGUACCCUUCCCCAGAUCUGUGGCUUGAAACAGUCCUGUCUUGGAGCUCUUACGGACAAUUCUUUUGACCUCAUGGCUUGGUUUUUGCUCUGACAUGCACUAUCAACUGUGGGACUUUAUAUGGACAGGUGUGUGCCUUUCCAAAUCAUGUCCAAUCAAUUGAAUUUACCACAGGUGGAGUCCAAUCAAGUUGUAGAAACAUCAAGGAUAAUCAAUGGAAACAGGAUGCACCUGAGCUCAAUUUUGAGUCUCAUAGCAACGGGUUUGAAUACUUAUGUAAAUGUUUAAAUACAUUUGCAAAAAAAAAAACUUUUCACUGUCAUUAUGGGGUAUUGUGUGUAGACUGAUGAGUACAUUUCUUUUUUUAAUCCAUUUUAGAAUAAGGCUGUGACGUAACAAAAUGUGGAAAAUAUCAAGGAGUCUGAAUACUUUCCAAAUGCACUGGAGUUGCUUACCAAGACAAUAUUAAAUGUUUCUGAGUAGCCUAGUUAAAGUUUUGACUUAAAUGGACAUGAAAAUCUAUGGCAAGACUUGAAAAUGACUGGCUAGCAAUGAUCAACACCCAACUUGAUAGAUCUUUAAGAAUAACAUUUAAAAAAUGUGCAAAUAUUGUACAAUCCAGGUGUGCAAAGCUCUUAAAGACUUACCCAAUUAGACUCAUAGCUAUAAUCACUACCAAAGGUGAUUCUAACAUUUAUUGACACAUGGGUUGAAUAGCUAUGUAAUCAAGAUAUUAGUAUUUUAUUUUUCAUAACAUUUAACAUUUGUUAAAUGUUAGAAACAGAAAAAGAGACAGAAUUAGGAUUACAGAUCAUAGUCUCAUUAAAAGUUAAAAUGCAGCAUGUGUUGAUUGGAUAACUAUUUGAUCUGCUGUAUGUUGGAGGCAGCUACAUCAUCAUCUUGACACUGGCAGCCAGUGGGAACAAGCUAUGAGCUUACUAGAUGUUGUAUACUGACAACACUCAAUACAUUUUGUUCAAUUCUCAGCCAUAUUCACAAUUUCCUUCAAUGUUUUAAAUUUGUAUAUUUUACUGUUAGCUUAUGACAUACAAUUGAAGUCAGAAGUUUACAUGCACCUUAGCCAAAUACAUUUAAACUCAGUUUUUCACAAUUACUGACAUUUAAUCCUAGUAAAGGUGGCAUCCUAUGACGGUGUCAAGUUGAAAGUCACUAAGCUCUUCAGUAAGGUCAUUCUUCUGCCAAUGUUUGUCUAUGUAGAUUGCAUGGCUGUGUACUCUAUUUUAUACACCUGUCAGCAACGGGUGUGGCUGAAAUAGCCAAAUCAUCAAAUCAAAUUUUAUUUGUCACAUACACAUGGUUAGCAGAUGUUAAUGCGAGUGUAGCGAAAUGCUUGUGCUUCUAGUUCCGACAAUGCAGUAAUAACCAACAAGUAAUCUAACUAACAAUUCCAAUUGACUCAUUUGAAGUGUUGUCCACAUACUUUUGUAUAUAUAGUGUAUGUUUCUCUUAUGUCAAGUCUGUCAACAGCUAAAACUGUUUUUAAAAGUGUUAUAUACCAAAUCUAACACAAGAACGUUGUUUAAGGGAUUUUAUACAUAUUGGAGCACUGUCAACAACACAGAUUCCUCUACCCCUUCUGACUCCAACUUUCAGUAGUAAAUAUCAUGCAUGUUGAAGUUCUGAUUUUUUUUUCUUUCAGUUUGACACAUUCAAUGAAACAAUUUCCAUCUGCAACAACCAAAUGACUCAGAAGUCUCAACCUAUAACACCACCUCUCAGGUUUCCAAAUAAUGUGUGGGCUUUUUUCCACAGCAAGUUAUAGUGUAACGUGUAACUUAGGUGUUUUGAUGAACUACACUUGUGUGAUUUGUAAGAAAGACAAUGUAUGUUUAUUGUCAUGUGAUACACUUGACAGGAUUUCAA